GGCCACCACAGUGCUCGAAGCACCUCACUUUACCCUCUCCACGAAUGCACGAGGAUAGCGAAUAAAGCAGAGGCAGCUUCGGCAUGGAUCGGGAACGCAAGUUAGCGGAGAAAGAAGUGCGCGCGGUGGUGGCGGACUCGGAGUCGUCUCUCGCGCAGCACUACGUGCGAGAGUCGCUAAGGAAGAACAAAUUUGCUCUCGUGCUGUUCACCGUGGCGAUCUUCACUCCAGCCUUUUUCCUCAUCACCUUCUACACGGCCAAGGCACGAGAGAUUCGCGCCAACUUUAGAGACCCGUACGCGUUGCCGGAGGGCUUUGACCCCAAAACCGGCGAGUUCGUCAACAAAGAUGCGGAAACGAAGAGCGCGCAUGAGCUGCCGAUGCCGAGUCCUCUGUUGAUUGGCGACGAGCCGGGCAACUACGGUCCGCGGUCGCGUAAGCGCAGCAUCAUGUAG
Leptomonas pyrrhocoris is the source of this 455-nucleotide messenger RNA. RefSeq lists its product as hypothetical. Lineage: Eukaryota; Euglenozoa; Kinetoplastea; Trypanosomatida; Trypanosomatidae. The record is from RefSeq and is a predicted model, not a curated record. The coding region runs from base 84 to 455 and encodes 123 amino acids. The transcript has a single exon.